Messenger RNA from Pipistrellus kuhlii (Kuhl's pipistrelle), 1734 nucleotides. RefSeq names its product chromosome unknown C16orf54 homolog (gene CUNH16orf54). The record is from RefSeq and is a predicted model, not a curated record. NCBI's taxonomy places the organism in Eukaryota, Metazoa, Chordata, Mammalia, Chiroptera, Vespertilionidae. The transcript is spliced from 2 exons. Bases 306 to 1022 code for a protein of 238 amino acids.
GGCGGGAAGUGGCCUCUGGGUGAGUGUUCUGGGGCCUGUGGGGUGACACUGAGUUCAGCAGAGCCGCUGCCCAGUCUGGCCCCACCCCGCCCGCCAGAAACCGCCUCCCCACCAACCGCAGUGACCACAUCCCCUCGGUUGCCUUGGAAACAGGCCUCAGGACAGGGGAGUUGGGGCACAGUUGCCCAGCAACAGGUGGUGCCCUCCCUUCCGCCCUCCUCUGAGGCCGCUCUGCGCCCUCCCGCAGGCAAGGAGGCCAGGGAAGAGCUCUGAGGGGAGAGGGGCGCCCAGGACCGAAGACUGAGAUGCCGUGGACCCCGGAGCAGCCGCCUGGGCACAUGGAAGGGCACCCUGCGUCCGAGCCGGCCGCGUGGCCCCCGCUGCCCUGCGGGCCCUGCAUCCCCAUCAUGCUGGCGCUGGCCGCGCUGGCCGCCCUCUUCCUGCUCACCACGGCCGUGCUGGCCGAGCGCCUGUUCCGCCGCUCCCUGCGCCCCGACCCCGGCCGCCACCCGCCCACCCUGGUCUGGCGCCCGGGCGGAGAGCUGUGGAUCGAGCCCGCCGGCACCCCCCGGGAGCGCUCCGAGGACUGGUACGGCUCCGAGGUGCCCCUGCUGCUGGACCAAGCCCCCGACCCGCCCGCCCCCGGCCCCGGCCCCGUCCGCGGGGGCACCUUGGAGGCCCGGGCGACGGCCCCGCCUGCCCCUCCACCCCCACACGCCCCUCCCACCUUCUUUGCUCCCCAGAUGCCACCCAAGGCCCCAACCCCAAGCACUUUCUGGGGGCCCCAGGCCUGGGAAGGGCGGCCCCACGCCCCAGGCCUGGUGAGCUGGGCCGAGCCUGAACAGAGGCCUGAGCAGAGGCCGGAGCAGAGGCCGGAGCCCAGCAUGAGUGUGGGGAGCCCCCCGGCCCGCAGACUGCGGCCGGGCAGCCCUGAUCCUGAGUGGGGCCUGCAGCCGCGGGUCACCCUGGAGGAGAUCUCGGCCUUCUGGAGGCGGGAGAGCCGCACCAGCGUGGGUUUCUGAAUCCCCCGACCCUGGAGGGCUGGCCUCGCAGAGACCUCCGGGCAAGGCCCCGCCUCAGAGGCUCCAGCCGGGGACCCAGAGACAUCGGGGCCGGGGAAGGCCAGGCGGCUGGGUUUCCGUUCAGCUGGGUCUGCUCUGGCAGCUGGGUGUGGACAGCCUGUGCUGCCAGGAGCUCAGGGUGCUUCUGCUUGGCUGCCUGGAGGGGGCGCUCAGUGCAGAGUGCAGGUGGGGUGGACUCUGGGCCAGAGCCGCCAAGAUCACCUUCCUGAUUAGGAAUUCAAGGCACACGACGGGCAUGAAGGAGCACCGCCCGGCGGCUUCCCCCUCCCGCACUGUCUGAGCGCCGUGUCGGAGGCAGAGUCCAGUGGACGCCGAAGAACAGCUGCCAGCUGAGCUAGCCGGAGAUGCAGGGAUCAUCCCUCCAGGAAAGCACAGAGGUCAGGACCGGGCACCGGAGCAUCUCACGGAAAGUGAACUGAGACUUUGACCCCAGCUCAGAGCAAACUAGGGACGCCAAGCUGGAGAGGCCCUCUCUGAGUCAGAGAAAGCCGGCGGGCUCCUCUGCCCGUCUCUGCAGGCUGGCACCAGCCUGCGAGUCUCACCCUCCAUCGUAAGGGAGGCCUGGGCCAAGGCCAUCUGAGGCUGAACUGACAUGGAAAACCCUCCCAGGGCAGGGAGCUCCCAAAGGCAGCCUCUUGUCUCCCGCCCCCCC